Sphaerodactylus townsendi is the source of this 2357-nucleotide messenger RNA. It is a transcript of the gene SRPX2, whose product is annotated as sushi repeat containing protein X-linked 2. The record is from RefSeq and is a predicted model, not a curated record. Lineage: Eukaryota; Metazoa; Chordata; Lepidosauria; Squamata; Sphaerodactylidae. The transcript has 11 exons. Bases 200 to 1588 code for a protein of 462 amino acids.
GCGUUAGCUGAGUCUGGGAUGCCUGUGAGAAUAAGAGGCUCGUUUUGAGAAAGUGGAAGAGAAGUUUCCCUGCUUGUGCUGAGAGAGGAGCAAGUGGCAAUAGCUGGACACACCACCAGACAGCUUGCAUUGUAUCCUGCUCCAAAUUAUCCACUGGGCCCUGUUGGGAUAACUCUGCCAGCCAGGUCUCUCCUCUAGGAUGCUUCAAGGCACAUCUAGCCUCCUGCUGUUUCUUUGGGCCGAGGUGGCAUUAUCCACUUGGUAUGAAGGAUCUGGCUAUGCUGCUGCAGAAAGGCAGACCAAUGAAGUGUACAUUGAGGAAACUCCACAGGUUUCUCCCCCACAGCACAGAGUGCCCCAGUGGUGUCAUCGAUUAAAUAUUCACCAUGGGGAGGCUACCUGUUACUCUCCCCGGGGAGGGAAUUACCUCAGCAGCAUGGGGACACGCUGCGAGCUUUCCUGCCACCGAGGAUACCGCUUAGUUGGCCGGAGGUCGGUCCAGUGCUUACUAAACCGCCAUUGGUCUGGGAUGACCUACUGCAGACAGAUCCGAUGCCAUACUUUGGCAGUACCACACCAUGGUUCAUAUCAAUGCACAAAUGGGGUGAAGCUGGACUCCUACUGUUCCUACACUUGCCAGCGUGGGUACCACCUGGAAGGAGAUCGCAGGCGCAUGUGCCUUGAGGACGGGCACUGGAGCGGCAGUGACCCAAUCUGUGUAGAUAUAGACCCUCCAAAAAUCAGGUGCCCUGACUCUCGAGAGCGGAUAGCAGAGCCUGACAAGCUGGUGGCUACGGUGUACUGGGACCCCCCACGGGCCACGGACUCUGCUGACGGUGUCAUCAAACACGUGAUGCUUCGAGGCCCAGAACCAGGCUCUGAAUUUCCAGAAGGGGAGCAUGUGAUCCGCUACACCGUGUACGACCAGGCGCACAACCGAGCCACCUGCAAGUUUACUGUGAGGGUUCAAGUGAUACGAUGUCCAGUUCUGAAGCCACCAGAACACGGUUACCUCACAUGCACCUCAGUAGGCAACAACUACGGCGCUACCUGCGAGUAUCACUGCGAUGGCGGCUAUGAACAGCAAGGUGCCUCAUUGCGGGUCUGUCAGUCCAGCCGCCAAUGGUCAGGCUCUCAGCCUACCUGCACACCCAUGCAGAUCAACACGGAGGUAAACUCUGUUGCCGGCCUCAUGGACCAGUUCUACGAGAAGCGCCGGUUGCUCAUCAUCUCUGCUCCUGACCCCGCCGACCAGUAUUACAAGAUGCAGACUGCCAUGCUGCAGCAAUCAACCUGCGGGCUGGAUUUGCGUCACAUCACUAUCAUCGAGCUGGUGGGGCUGCCGCCCCAUGAGGUAGGGCGGAUCCAUGAACACCAGUUGUCAGAUGACAUCAUUGAAGGACUCAGACAGUUUCUGCAUAUCACCCGUUCACGUUUCAGCAUGGUGUUUGUUGACAAAGACGGUGUGGACCAUGAGCGCUACAUCCAGCCCGUCACACCCGAGGAGAUCUUUUCUCUGGUCGAUACCCACCUGUUGACCAACCAGGAAGAACUCUGGAGGAAUCAGAACGGGGGCAUGUGUGACUGAUGGUAGCUGCUCCACCUAUAAAGGCAGCUGUAGGCCUUUCACUCCCUCGUCUUCUAAAGAGACUAGGCCUUUCUUUCAACAUUGUAUGUGACUGCGGGUGAAAGAGGAUGACGACUGCAGAUGAAAGAAGAAUUGCUUAUUUUGAACCUUCAAACAGAGAGCAGGUUGCUUCUCCAGGGCUCUGCGUUGCAACACAGACUGCUAUAGGAUUAGGGCUGCAUUCACAUGAACAAAAGCAAAUCAUUAAUACGCCGUGUGGGCAUCGCAUGAGACCACACAUCUGACUUUUGUACUGUGCUCAAGAGGAAGAGAAGAUACUUCACGUGUGAAGUAUCCCUUCCCAUCCAAAGGGUGGGCCCCCUUAGUAUCAUUAUGUCCAGAUUGCCCAACUGUACCGUUGACUCUUUAUGCAGGGUAUGCAUUCUCUGGUCAGAGGAUUUCAUCCAGACGAGUCACUAGAGGAUAUCCAUAAAGCUCUGUUUUCUCAAUCCCACAUUGCCCUCAGCCAGUAGAGGAAACUACAUUCUGGUUCUGUUCAUGUAAAUUGUUCUUUUUAUGAGUAGAGACAACCUAUUUUAGAGAGUGUGUAUUUUUGCUCUCUGAUGGGUUUUAACUCCCUUUAAGGUAAAGUUGCAACUAUCUCAUGGUGACUCCAUCAAGUGCCACCUCAUGGGGUUUUCAAGGCAAGAAAUGACCAGAGGUGGUUUGCAAUCGCCUUCCUUUCAACAUCCUUGCUCACUGAAAACUAAAACAGAACUGCUGAUACGAA